Ctenopharyngodon idella (grass carp) is the source of this 4505-nucleotide messenger RNA. Its product is annotated as serine-rich adhesin for platelets. NCBI's taxonomy places the organism in Eukaryota, Metazoa, Chordata, Actinopteri, Cypriniformes, Xenocyprididae. The record is from RefSeq and is a predicted model, not a curated record. The transcript is spliced from 3 exons. Bases 262 to 3624 code for a protein of 1120 amino acids.
UUAGCACUCUGUUUGUCUUGUACUUGUUUUAGGAAAUGCAGGGUCCCACAUAUUCAUCAUAUUUUUAAAACCCAUAGAAAUAUGUGUGAAUGAGCAUUUGCAUGUCUUUAGCUUUAAAUGCAUUCAGGUGGACGUCAUCAGUGAUCAGCAUGAUCAACAAUAUUAGCGUAUCAGUGAGCCUACAUCAGUAGGGUAAUUUUGAGCAGGUGUGACAAAAAGCUUUGUGUGGCACGUAAACACUAGUUCAUUAGUCCUUAAAACAUGUCUCUUCAAUACUAUCUGAGACUGCCAUUGGUUUGUUUGAUUCUCUCUGUUGUGGGAUGUUUUCCUGAACUGUCAGUAGGAGACAUCAUGGAAAAUGAUCCAAAGAUCAAAAAACAAGUGUUGGAAAAUUUCAGAAGUGUUCAUCCAGCCAUCCAAAAUUCAAUGAGAGGCACUCUUCAAAGGAAUGUACAACAGUUUAACAACCAAUAUCAGCUGCCGAGGAUCAACUCCUCUCCAUAUAGCCUGAGGAAUUAUGGCAAUGCCAAAAAUCCAAGCUUCAGUUCCACUGAGGCAAAAGCUUCUGCAGAUGUUAUCUAUUACCGUUCAGUCCCAAAUAAGAUCUCAUCCAAUGACAAUAGUAGAAAUAAUCCUGUUGAUUUUUCAAGCGUCAAAAAUAAUGAUGGAAUUGAUGCCAAAAGAAGCUAUGCUUUCCAAACAGUACAACAGGAACAAAAUCCUUUACACUUCACAGAGAACCAAAAGAGCUCUACUGAUAUGAAUCUGGCCCCAAGGCUGAUGAAGAAAGGUCUGGUGAAUGGAAUGAAUGCAGCAAAUGUGUUUAGAUCUGGGUCAAUUGGGUUUCAGCAUAUUUCAAAAUCUAAAACAGAAAUGUAUUCAGACAGUUCAAGACCAUUAGGACUCAAUGAACCCUACUUGAGGGAAAAUAUUUCUGCCCAGCCGAUCACCAGACCGACACAUGCUAAAAGAAUUCCAACCAGUUACAUGUCUGGAAGCUCAACAGUGAAUCAUGAUAUGAGGCACAAAAUUGAUAGAAACAUCCUGUUUGAUAACUUUCUUCAAAACAAUGACCAGAAUCAAAAAGACGUACCAUCAAGUACGUCUCUCUCAAUUGUAAGAGCAAAUCGACAAGAGAGCAAAUCACUGCCGCGUGCCUUUUCUGCUGGGACCGAAGUCAUUUCCUAUGAGAAUAUAAGGGACGAAGCUCUUUCCAAGGUGUUCAAACCUCCAGCAGUUCAAACCCCAAUUGCUCAUGUGUUUAAGAUGUCAAAUUCAAAUGGAGGUCAAAGCAUCCUUCCUUUUAAAAAAGCUCAGAUGUUUUCUUCCCAACGUGAUCAGGUCAAGCAGUCUGACUCUGAAAGGCUUGCUAGUCCAAAAGCAAAUCCGCGAAGUAGUUUUGAGUAUGGAAAUACAAAAUCGGCCAUGAGCAGCUACACUGUCAAGGACGUUCAAUUGACAUUGACACAAGAUGGUUACCAAAAUAAGGGACGAAGUAGUCCGAAUUAUAUGCCCAUUCAAAUGUUUCACAGUCAAAAGAAGUAUGGUAAUUUGACAACAAGCAUGUCUGCCAUCAGGCCUUCAGAGACCAAUGGAGCCCGCUCUUACAAAGGGUUCCUAUCAGAUGAAAACAGUGGCAUCCAAAUACAGAUGUCUUUGCUACCUAACCAGUCAAAACAGGGCACACAUUUGACCCCACGAAUGCAGUUUGCAAAGAACACACUGUUUUCAGAACAUGCACGUUUUAAUCUACCAGACACAACAUAUCAUUCAUUAAUGAAGCCAAGUCAGCAUAAUGCACGAAAUAGGACAGAUUUGAAUUCCUCCGGCCAAAGUACAGUACAAUCAUUACUCACUAAAAACGAUCCUUUGCCAAGUCUCGUGCUAGGUAACAUUCAAAAUUCAGGUAUGUCUAGCAGCCGAAACCGACCAUACUAUCUGACUUCUAAAAAGCCAUAUAAUUUUAAAGGAUUCACAUUUGUUCCUACAUUGCAGACAUCUCUACAAAAUACAGAAAUGCACUCUGGCCAAAAGCCUUUCAUAAGCUCUUCAUCUAAUGUGCAAUAUGCCUCUGCUCGUCCGCGUUCUGCCCUAAGUGCACUUGCUCAAAAGCCCUUGAUACCUAAUAGCUAUGAAAAGACACUUUUCCAGUUCAAGGACAUUGAAACAGGCCAAGAAGAGCAACCUGAUCGGGAUCAGAGAGACUCUUUUGAUAAUGGACCUCAGCGUGAAACAGUCUCUUCUACUGAAGCUGCAAGUAACACCAUGACUGACGCUCCAAAGCACCAUGUUGUUAGAGCUCAAGCUUUAGCGACGAAAGUAACUGGCACAAAUGCUUCAGCAGGUCUUGGUACAAAUAAUGGAGCAGGUUCCCUUCAGAACUAUCUUAAAAUAGGGUACGAUGGAUUACAUGAAGUUCAGUCAAAAACAUCUCAGAGGUGGAUUUCAAGCAAGUUUUCUUCAGCACAGAACACUCAAGCUCAGACCGAAUCUAACCAAGGUGAAAUCCCAACAGUGAGAUCCUCAAACGGCAGGUUUGUUGGACCAAACAUGUACUCAGCGUCCAUGAAAUCUAGCACCAGUCAUGAGAAUCCCACAUCAGAGCUUGUUCUUCCGAUCCACAAGUCUUCUCUUAUGAACAAAGUGACUGGGUAUCCUCAAAUAGGCAAUGCUGUUAUCCAGCCACUUCACCAGUAUAACUUCAAGGAACAUGAAGGUCUGCUAAAUCCAAAAAUUAAGGACAGAAACUCAGUUACACAAUCAAAUAUUAGUGAAAAUUACAGUGCCACAGGACUAAGACCCACAAGCAGCAUUGUGAUUGGUAGGCGGGUUGAAGUGACUCAAGAAGGAACGAGAUCUGGAGAAAAUUCAAACCAGAAUAUCUAUGCAAUCCCAUCUUCUCCAUCUGCAAUAUAUAGAUCUGCUGAUGUUAAUAGUAAUAAAACCAAUAGCUUGUCAACUAUAUACAGAUCUGCUAACAAACUUUACAGUAAAUAUAACAUCCUACAAGCUAAUGUAACUUCAGACUGGACGAAUGAAAUGACUAAAAUCUCCAAAACAGAUAUCGACCUCAGUGCUGUCGGUGUGUCCCAAGCAUCAAGACCCACAAGCAGCUUUGUUGUCGGAAGGUACGUUAAUACGUUUAAUAAAGUCUCAAACAAAUCAAAUCUCAACAUGUCUUCAACAAAAACAGGUCUUAACUAUUAUAAACCAGUUCGGUUUUCAGAUAUAGCAGGUAGUGCUUCCUUCACUAAACCACGUUCUGCUGCCAGCAUGGCAAAGGAAGAAGUGUAUAUUGGUGUUCAUAACAGCUCCACUUCAACCACACUGAUGGAAGAAAGCUUUAAAGAGCUGCUUUUUAACACUACAAUAGGCAGUUCCUCUAUGACCUCGGCCUUACAAAAUGAAACUGAUGAAAGUACAGUGGAUUUAAGUGGACCUGAGAUUAUGCCAACAGCUGCUAUACCCACCACAGAAUCUCGGCAGUCAUUUACAGAAGAAUAUACUCUACCUCAACCAACCGUCUAUUCCUCUGAGCCACAGCUGGAUCAUACUACACCUACAGCAGAGGGUGGUGAGGAAACAUUUAUACCCACUUUGUUGGUCACAAUUACCUUAGGAUGAGAUCUGCCUCUUUCUGUUUUCAACUGUAUCCAAUGGCAGCCGUCACUGACGCCGACAGACUGAAAUGUGAAUCGUUUCUCUCUUCUGUAGGUAGAUGGCGCCAGAUCUGUCAUAAAAAUUAAUUUGCAUUAAAUUUGUGAGUUCUGAGUUUCAUAUAGUUUUCUCUUUACUUCCCUUUGAUAAACAUUUGUUCAAAUAAUUUUGUUGAUAUUUAUCUAUGUUCAUUAAUCCAUGUUCUUUUCAAGCGUAGUAAUAUAUUCAGAGUAAGAUGUCUUAUAUUAAACAGAGUCUGCUAACCCUUUCAUUAAAAUUUAAGUUUAAGAAGCUUUUUUUUUCUGUCAUUGAGCAUAAUGAAAUUAGUUUAUUUAUGUGGAAAUGGGCUCAUACUGUACAUGUGAAAACACCUUAUUUCUCAAUCGUUCCCAAAAUCCCCAUGGAUCUGGGUCCAGUUCACUGGAAAUUUCCUUAAAAUUUCCAAGUUGUCUUUUCUGAGUGCUGCUGAAAAACUAUGAUGUUAGUUGUUCAGGCAAAUAUAGAGCUGAAACUUAAUCACACACUGGAAAGAAUUUUUUUUAUUUUUUUUUAUUUCUGCAUUGGUUCAAAUUUUCCUGAAAUGUGCUGAUAUUUUAAUGAAGGAAAAAUCGUGUUUGAGAGAGGAUUCUGCUCUAGCCGGGUCAAUCCUGUUGUUCAGUAACUUUUAAUCUUUUAAUCAUAAGUUAAUUAAUAUGCUUGUGUUGUAUUUUAAGGACGUAUAAGUAUGAAAUUGAAUACCAGACUUUCAGAAAUAUUCUCUGGUUAAGAUCAGGCACUUUAACUGUAUUCAGCUUCUUUAUACAGUGGAUUUAGCCAAUAUCCACUGAGCAAUUGCAAUUGAAAGAUUC